Blastocystis hominis is the source of this 594-nucleotide messenger RNA. RefSeq lists its product as hypothetical. Bases 118 to 594 code for a protein of 158 amino acids. Gene Ontology annotation, cellular component: cytoplasm; nucleus. The transcript has 3 exons. Gene Ontology annotation, molecular function: AMP kinase activity; ATP hydrolysis activity; ATP binding. NCBI's taxonomy places the organism in Eukaryota, Bigyra, Opalinata, Blastocystidae. The record is from RefSeq and is a predicted model, not a curated record.
GCCUAAGUUACCGAAUAUUCUGGUCACUGGAACCCCGGGAACCGGAAAAACAACGUUUGCAGACAUGAUUGCUGUUUUUGUUGGGUGUGCGGAACUGAGAUUUAGGAGAGAACAGGAAUGAAGCGGAUCACUGUUGGAGAUGUUGUGAAAAGAGAGCAUUUCAGUUCGGGAUGGGACGAGGAAUUCCAGUGCUUGAUUGUCGACGAAAAUGCGGAAGACCAGGUAGGAGAGUUUUGUUAUAUCAACACACAGUUGCUCGAUUACUUGGAACCGAUUAUGAGUGAAGGUGGUGUCGUUCUGGAGCACCACACUGUCGAUUUCUUCCCAGAGAGAUGGUUUGAUUUGGUACUUGUUCUGCGUUGUGACAAUACGAUUCUCUUUGAUCGACUAACUGAAAGAGGUUAUUCGCUGCAUAAAGUCCAGGAAAAUGUGGAGUGUGAGAUCAUGCAGACGAUUUUGGAUGAAGCGCGCGAGUCUUACGACCCUAACAUUGUCCAAGAGAUUCGAAGCGAAACUUAUGAGGACUUGGAGCAGAAUGUCUCUCGAGUGGCUCAGUGGUUGGAGAUGUGGAAGGCAGAUCAUGUAAAUGAAUAG